Myotis davidii is the source of this 1184-nucleotide messenger RNA. RefSeq names its product nephrocystin-1. Gene Ontology annotation, biological process: protein localization involved in establishment of planar polarity. The transcript is spliced from 9 exons. Gene Ontology annotation, cellular component: cilium; cytoplasm. The record is from RefSeq and is a predicted model, not a curated record. Lineage: Eukaryota; Metazoa; Chordata; Mammalia; Chiroptera; Vespertilionidae. The annotation marks the transcript as partial.
GGUGUGGAAGUAGUGGUGUUUCAGAGAGCUUUCUACAUUAUUUCUAAUUGGAAAAUCUCAUUUCAGGUUCUCAGCAACAUUCAUACAGUCAGAGCCACAUGGCAGCCUAAAAAGCCCAGAACAUGGACCUUUUCUCCCCAGGUUACUGGGACUUUGCCAUGCUUGCUUGAUGGUGAUUGUUUUAUCAGGUCCAAUUCUGCAUCUCCCGAUCUUGGAAUAUUAUUUGAACUUGGAAUUUCUUAUAUUCGUAAUUCAACUGGUGAAAGAGGAGAACUAAGCUGUGGCUGGGUGUUUCUUAAACUUUUUGAUGCCAAUGGAAUUCCUAUUCCAGCAAAGACUUAUGAGCUCCUCCUGAACGGUGGCACCCCUUAUGAAAAAGGUGUGGAAGUGGACCCUUCCAUCUCCAGAAGAGCACAAGGGAGUGUUUUCCAUCAGAUGAUGAUGAGGAGGAGGCAGCCGCAGCUUCUAGUAAAAGUGAGAUCUUUGAACAGAAGAUCAAGAGACCUACUAAGUUUACUGCCGGAAACAUUAAUUGGAAGCAUGUCCUACAUUCAUUUGUUGAUAUUUUAUCGCCAAAUUCUUGGAGAUGUACUCCUAAAAGACAGGUUGAGCAUGCAAAGUGCUGAUUUAAUCAGUAAUCCCGUACUGGCCACCUUCCCCAAGCUCUUGGAGCAGCCUGACAUAAUGGAUGCGCUCAGGAGUUCGUGGGCUGAGAAAGAAAGUACAUUAAAAAGAUCGGAGAAGAGAGACACAGAGUUCCUGAAGGCUGCGUUUCUCCUAGUUUACCACGACUGCGCGGUGCCCCUUCUCCACUCCACACUCCUGCCCCCGUUCAGGUGGGCAGAAGAAGAGACCGAGGCCGCGCGGUGGAAAGUCAUCGCGGACUUCCUGAAGCAAAACCGAGAAAACCAGGGCGCCCUCCCAGCUCUGCUGUCACCAGAGGGUGUCCAUGAACCUUUCGACAUUUCAGAGCAGACCUACGACUUCCUGGGUGAGAUGAGACAGAAAGCAGCCUGACUGGUGGCCCGUGGCCCUCUGGGACCACCGUGCUGCCCACCAUAAAGUGCAGCCAGAAGUAACCGUCCCGUCGAACUUAGCUUUACUCGUCCUUGUGUGGACCACAUUUUAUAAGAAAUACCCAUCUGGUCAUGUGAAUCUUUUAAUAAAUAAGUUUUUUAUAAGGA